AGCGAACUCCCCUCCAACCUCGUCCUCAAAGCCCUAACCCCCACCCUCUGGCUGCCCCUCCUAACCGCCAUCUGGGGCAUCAUCACCAUGUGUCUGGGCUUCGUACGCAACUUCGCCAGCUUCUUCGCCGUGCGCGCCCUGCUAGGCCUUGCUGAGGGUGGGCUGUUGCCGGGUAUUGUGCUGUAUCUGUCGGGCAUGUACACGCGGCGCGAGAUUGCGGUGCGCAUUGGUGUGUUUUAUACGGCGGCUUCGUUGUCGGGGGCGUUUGGCGGGUUGUUGGCGAGGGGGUUGUCGGCUAUUGGGCCGAGGGGGGGAUUGGAGGGGUGGAGGUGGAUUUUUGUUAUUGAGGGGUUGCUUACGGUUGUGUGCGCGGCUGCUGCGUACCUGCUGCUCCCGACGAGCGUGGCCACGGCAUCAUACCUAACCCCGGAGGAAAAGGACUUUGCGCUGCGCCGUCUGCAGGGACAGGUUGCGCACGCACCGGGAGCUGAUCGGUUCAGCCCUACCCGGGAACGUGAGGAGAAGUUCAGCUGGGGCGAAGUCCGCCGCGGUAUUUUCAACGUUCAGGUGUGGCUCUCGUCUACGGCCUACUUUGCGAUUCUCUCGGGGCUGUAUAGUUUUGGUCUAUUCCUCCCCACGAUUAUCAAUGACCUCCAUAUCACCUCGUCCGCGGACGAGACCCAACUCUGGUCCAUCAUCCCCUACGCCGUGGCCACCCCAAUCACCGUCCUCGUCGCCCUCCUCUCCGACCGUCUCAACCUGCGCGGCACAGUAAUGCUCGCCAGCCUGCCCAUCGCCAUCAUCGGCUACGCCGUCAUCGCCAAUGUGCCGUCCGCCAACGUGCGCUUCGGCAUGACCUGCCUGAUGGCCAUCGGCAUGUAUGCCAGCGUACCCUGCGUGCUGGUGUGGAAUGCCAACAACUCGGCGGGGCAUUACAAACGCGCGACGACGUCGGCGCUGCAGUUGGCUGUGGCGAAUUGUGGUGGUUUCGUGGCUACGUUCAUCUACCCCAAGGACGAAGGGCCGUUGUACCACAAGGGCCACACCGUUGUCCUCGGUCUGUUGGUGUAUGCGUGGUUUGCCAUCCUGGCCAAUGUUCUGUGGUGCUGGAAGAUCAACAAGGACAAGGAGAGUGGGAAGUAUGCGGAAUUCGAAGACUGUGGUGAUGAUCGGGAUCCGAGGUUCAAGAUGGUUUUGUAA
Messenger RNA from Dichotomopilus funicola, 1200 nucleotides. Its product is annotated as major facilitator superfamily domain-containing protein. The record is from RefSeq and is a predicted model, not a curated record. The annotation marks the transcript as partial. Gene Ontology annotation, cellular component: membrane. Gene Ontology annotation, molecular function: transmembrane transporter activity. The transcript is spliced from 7 exons. Gene Ontology annotation, biological process: transmembrane transport. NCBI's taxonomy places the organism in Eukaryota, Fungi, Ascomycota, Sordariomycetes, Sordariales, Chaetomiaceae.